Messenger RNA from Vidua chalybeata, 1972 nucleotides. RefSeq names its product tuftelin 1 (gene TUFT1). Gene Ontology annotation, cellular component: intracellular anatomical structure; I band. The transcript has 14 exons. Bases 41 to 1240 code for a protein of 399 amino acids. Gene Ontology annotation, biological process: intracellular signal transduction. The record is from RefSeq and is a predicted model, not a curated record. NCBI's taxonomy places the organism in Eukaryota, Metazoa, Chordata, Aves, Passeriformes, Viduidae.
GGCCACCUGGCUCAGGUGAGGCGGAAGUGGCGGCGGGGCCAUGAACGGGAUCCCGGGCUGGGCCGCGCUCACGGAAUUCCCGCAGGAGCUGAGCAUGAGGCGCCCCACGGAAUUCCCAGAAUUUCCCUGCCUGGAAAAUUCCCCCGGAUCCCCCGAAGAUUCCGGAGGAGGCUCCGGAUCCGCCUGGAAUCCGGAGGGUGCCGGGCCGGUGCUGAGGCUGCGCCUGCCCCGAGACCCCCCCGGGGACCCCCGGCCCAAACAGAAGCCGGUGGGAAGAGCCUUCGCCAUGGUGGCCAAGAGAUCCGACGGGAAUUCCUUGGCCUCGGAAUGCGUCAAAUCCAAGGAUGGCGACGAGGAGAUCAUCAAGGUUUAUCUCAAGGCUCGCGCCGAGCACGAGGAGCCGGUGACGCAACUCAGGAGCGAAGUGCGGCACAUCCAGGAGGCUGGGAGCGCCCUCAAAAAACUCCGGGAAGAUUUGAGCACCAAACUCCAAACCCGGACGGAAUUUCGGGAAUUUGGGGAAUUUUGGGAAUUCCAGGAGAGCUCCGAGGUGGGGCUGGAGAAACGAAACCAGAGCUGCUCCUGCCGGGGAAAUUCCCAGGAAAACCCGGAGGAUCCCGAGGAUCCGCAGCUCCUGCGGAGGCUCCAGGAGGCGGAAAAGCGGCACCAGCGGGAGUGGAGCGGCCUGGAGAGGGCGCUGCUGCGGAGCCGGGAGGACGCCGAGCGGGCGAAUUCCGCGCGCGGCCGCGCGGAGACGGAGGCGGAGCAGCUCCGGAGGCUCCUGGCGGACAUGGAGAAGGAUCACCGGGAUCUGCUGGCGCGGAUGGAGUCGGGCCAGGCGGAGCUGGAGCGGCUCCGGAAGGAGGAAGGGGAGAGAGCAGCACAGCAGGAGCGCUCAUCCCAGCUGGAGAAGGAGGUGGCAGCGCUCCGGGAGAAAAUCCAUCACCUGGACGACAUGCUGAAGAGCCAGCAGCGCAAAGUCCGCCAGAUGAUCGAGCAGCUGCAGAAUUCCAAGAGCGUGAUCCAGGCCAAGGACGCUGCGAUCCAGGAGCUGAAGGAAAGAGUUUCCUACCUGGAAGCAGAGAAUCUGGAGAUGCACGACCGGAUCGAGCACCUGAUCGAGAAACAAGUGAGCCGGGGCGGGAGCAGCGCCCGCGCGCGCUCCAAGUCGGAAUACGUCAGCAGCAAACGCCUCCCGGGCCCCAAGCCGCUGCCCCUGAUCCGAGUGGUGGAAACCUGAAUUUCGGGAUCCGGGCCCAGCCGGAUCCUUCCCCUUCGGAAAGAUCAGAAUUCCCAGCUGGACUCAGAGCCCUUCCCGAGGGAAGAGGUUUGGGAUUACCAUGGGCACGAUUCCAGGUCGGAAUCUGGAAUUUUUCCCCCUUUUUUCCCCAGCGAUUUUCCGGCUCUCGCCAUCCCUGUGUGGAUUCCAGAGGUUUUUUCCCAACCGAAUUUAGGACUUCACAUUGGUUUUUUUUUUUUUUUUUUUUUUUUUGGAGGAGUUUCCAAAUCAAAAUUUCGGCUUUUGAUUUUUUUUUUUUUUUUUUUUCCCUGAAGAAAAAUCCCAAAAAAAUCUGGGAGCCGCCAUCUCCGACCUCCAGCACCACACUUGGACUUGGAAAAUGCUCUCCCAACCCUAAAAAUUCCAUGUUUUUCCUGCAGAAUCCUGUGGUUUUUCUCACAGAAUUCCAUGCUUUUCCUGCAGAAUUCCAUGCUUUCCCUGCCCCCCAAUGAUUAUUGUUGGAAUUCCCGCGAUUUUGGGAUUUUAUUCCCUGUAUUUAUUUCCCUAAAUUAUCAGAGUCUCCCGGUGAGGUGGGGGAUGGGCACAGGCCAGAAUUCCUGGGAAUUUUGGCCCAGGACUGCCCCAAUCCCACGUUUGACCCCAGAGGCUCCAACCGGGAUCCCUUGGGAUUCCCUUGGAAUUUUUUAAUUCCUGGUUUUCUUAUUAAAAAUAAAAAAUUCUGUCUGCUUUAAA